AUGGCACUGCUUCUUCAGGGCCUUCAAGGCCUGCUCCUUCUCUUCACUCUGCUUGUCCUUGGGCGCCCGUCACAUGCCGCGCGGCCGGCGGGGGCCGGGGCCGGGGCGAGCAGCGCGCGGCCGGCGGCGCAAGGUGAGCUCUUUCAGAGCCACGGCGACCGUGGCGUGCUUGGCACGGAGUUUGACGAGACUCGGUCGUCGGCGGAGGGAAGUCCGGUCGAGGAGACUUUGCUUUCCCGGGAUCACGGCUGUGCCGAGGCGAUGACUUCUUUGAAGAAGGAGGCGUGCUCAGUGAGCGUCUUUGUGACCAUGGCUUCCACCGUAGCAAGUUCCUUGGACUGCGAGUUCCUGCGAACGAACAACUUGCUGCGAAUCUUCGCCAAGCUCUUCCAACGGGCAGAUGCCGCUGAGCUCAGCAGCAGACGGGAGGAGCCGAAGAAGCUUUCAGAGCUGAGCAUCUGCAAGACGGAGGACUGCCGACCUGGUGAGGCCGAAAGCAACAGCUGCUCUGGCAUCCGGUUUACCAGCUACAACGGCAAGAGGAUCCUGAUGAUGCCGCCGGCAAUAGCCGACUCGGACGACGAGCGCGCGGAGCGGGGCCUCAGCUUUGCCAUGCUGGGAGGUGGCGUGGACGACUUCUCAAACAGCGAGAAGGUUAUCUUUACACCAGGCUUCCACACACGCCUGCAAUACUUCGGCUACGACCCCAAAAUCGUCAUGCACCUCUGGACCAGUGACUCCGGCGAAGAUGGCGAAGACGGAGCUGCCGCCGCCCCAAGGACCUGGGCCUGUAUCGACCGACCGCACGCCAAUCUCCUUGACCCCACGAUCCGCAAGAGCGUCUUCAACGGGACGCUGCCCGGCAGCGAGCCUGCCCCGUUGCACUGGAUGCCCGCCGCCAAGAGCCGAGUCACUGGGGAUCUCAUCUCCGAGGUCUCCGCGGUGGCCUUCAAAACGGAUCCGGAGAAAGCGGAGGCUCCGCCGGUCCCCAUGGGGACGGUGACCAUGACCGUCAACAUGACCUACGCCGGCGAAGUCUUGAGCAGGCUUCGGCUUAGUCCCAAUUUCUACUCCAUGGUUGCAGAUGCCGGCGGCCAGGUGGUGGCCAUGAGCCAGGGGGCACGAGACAUCGUUUUCAGAGCCGGCUUCAGUGAAGAAGAACUCCGGAAUCCGUCCGGACAGCCGGCCUGCGGCGCGAAGCGACGGAGGGACUGCUGGUGGGCGCCGCCAGCGCCGCUCUCGCUCAAAAACGCAACGGACCCGAAGUUCAGCGGCAUCGACUUCGAGAGCGUUCUCGCGACGGUCUUCAACGCCUCCAUGAAAAACGAGCACCUUUGUUCCAUGGGAGUGAGGACUCGGACCCUUCACGUUCCGAAGGGUGCUGACCACUUGGCCGUCUUCUGCAGGCUGAUGGCCAAUCCAGAGUCGCUGGGUUGCAGCUUCAGCACUUCGGCCUGGCAUGCACGGCAUCUCCGUCCAUUCUCCGAUGUUCAAGUUGUCGUGCCUUGGUACAUCUGCGAAGAAGUUUGUCAGCGCUUUUGA
Symbiodinium sp. CCMP2592 is the source of this 1542-nucleotide messenger RNA. The record is from the annotation of a GenBank genome assembly. NCBI's taxonomy places the organism in Eukaryota, Dinophyceae, Suessiales, Symbiodiniaceae.